This is a messenger RNA of Fusarium odoratissimum NRRL 54006, 2204 nucleotides long. RefSeq names its product cell division cycle protein 37. Gene Ontology annotation, molecular function: protein-folding chaperone binding; protein kinase binding; heat shock protein binding. The transcript is spliced from 2 exons. Lineage: Eukaryota; Fungi; Ascomycota; Sordariomycetes; Hypocreales; Nectriaceae. Gene Ontology annotation, biological process: protein stabilization; protein folding. Gene Ontology annotation, cellular component: cytoplasm. The record is from RefSeq and is a predicted model, not a curated record. Bases 461 to 1624 code for a protein of 387 amino acids.
GCUAUCAUGGUAGAGCUCUAAAGCAAGGUCCAGAAACUUCCAUUCCUGCGGUCUUAUCCAACACUCCUUACUGAACUCAUCUCACGACACCACUUGUAAGGCGGUGACUGAUACGUAUCAAAUUCUACAACAUGCCGGUCGAUUAUAGUAAAUGGGUAAGUUUUGGAACAUGUUUGCUCGAUCCCGUCCCUGACAGCCUUGGUAGGACGCACUGGAACUCAGUGACGACUCGGACAUUGAAGUGCAUCCUAAUGUCGACAAGCGAUCGUUUAUCCGCGCGAAGCAGAAUCAGAUUCACCAGGAGAGACAGCACCGAAAGUUACAAAUCGAGACCUACAAGUAUGAGCGUGUGGUCAACGAUGGUUUGCUGAAGCGAAUUUCUGGGCUUCUGGCAUCGCUGCGAGCCCAUGCCUCCGAGGCUGCCACCAGAAACCCAGCAGAAGUUGCCUUUCAAGCCGUGAUGGAAUCAGCUGGAGAUCCGAGAGAUGACAAGCCGCCUUCACCACCCGAGGGUGUUCAUACCCAGGAGAAGGAACAACCGUCAUACACUAAGAUGAUGGCAACGCUCCUAGACCAAGUCAAUAAGGCUUUGGAUGAGAAGAAACCGGAAAACAGAUACGAAGCUAUGAUUUCUGAGAUCCAGUCACACGAGGACAAGGUAAUGGACCUGCAGAAACAGCUAGUAGCUAAGUUGGAAGAGUUGCAGAAGGAGGAAGGCCGAAAGAUUACAAGUGAGGGCAUUCACACAGGUUUUGAUAGCUCGCAUGUCGCCAAGUCAAAGCCAGAAGAGAAGAAGGACUCUACACAGGUAGAGCUCCUGAACCCUAGUUUCGCUGAAACCUCCUCAAGCUCGGCAUCCGGAAACCAAGACGUCAAGGUGGACGAUGACAGCGAUAUCGAAUCUUCACCGGCUGGAAAGAAAUUUGGCACCAUUAGGGCAAAUGACUAUGCGGCUAGUCUCCAGUUCCUGUCGCAGAAUCCUCAGUUGUUGGUUGAGAGGGAGACAGAUGGCCUUCUGGUUCAGGCUUUCGAUGCUGCUCUAGAGAACAAGGAUGAGUUGUCGCGACAAUUAGUGCACCAGGCCCUACUUCUACAAUACUGCAGAGCUCUUGGUAAGGAUGGUGUGGGGCUUUUCUUCAAACGCAUCACAACCAAGGGGCACCAGGCACAGGACGUAUUCUAUAAGGAUGUGCAAGACACAUAUAUGAAGAUUCGAACACGUUCAAGGGAGAUUUUAGCCGAGCGAGCCAAAGAAGGGCAAGCCGAAGGUGUCGAGCAAAUUCAGCUGCAUGCCGUGGAGCCUGGUACGGUCAUCAACAUCAAGGUUCCUCCAGCAGACAGCGAGGACCCCGAAGAGCAGGAAGCGCGGAAGAUCUUCGAAAGUUUCAAGCCUGAGAUGCGCAAGGCCUUGGAGACGGGCAACUUGGACGAAGUGAACAAGGUGCUGGGUGAAAUGAAGAUUGACGAGGCUGAGGAACUCGUGGGUCUCUUUGGCGAGGCCAACAUUUUGAGCCUGGAGGAAGAAAUCAUUGACGCUACAACGGAGGAAGGGAAGCAGCAGCUGAAAGAGAUUGAAGCCGCGGCUUCUGUGGACAAGAAAGAAGAAUACGGUGAUCCUGAGUAAGCAAGAGUACGCAAGGACAAGAACUUGCUCGGUGAUAGGUAUCUGCAGUCUUGCAAUGGGGCCCCACAAUGUUCAAUGGCCACGAGUAAGAAAAAUGUUACCGAACAUGCAUCGAGGGGUUAUUGAAGUCUAUCUUAUUAGCUAAGUGAAAGAAACGCGAUUAAUCGCCACGACCGUAUACCUACGUAUAGACCAACCAUCAUGCCAUCGUGUUUGGUACGAUGAAAAGUGAGGUUCGUCAUGCUUGGUCAACAUUUUGAGCCGCCACGUCGAUGUAGGUCACCACCCACGGAAGCUAAUGGCAUGAAACAGAUAAAAAUAGAUUAUGCCCCUCGAAAACGUUGUCUGCUCAGCCUCCCAGCCGCCACCACCACCUCCUUCACGAGGAAUGGCUGGUUAUCGUUGUAUGCAUAGGAAACUGAGGUUAGAUGUGAUUUUGUAGUUGAAUGGUGUCACGAUAUUCUGAGCAUACCUGAGAAAAUUCAGUUCGUUGAGCCAAAAAGGGGUUAAUAUUAGAUACGAGAGGCAAUUGAGUACCACACGUUUAGACAAACGAGAUCCAAUCUCGCUGGCGGCGAGG